AUGGAAGUUUUCAGGGAGGUGGUCCAUGCCGCCGAAAACUUCCUGUGGGGCAGCGGAGAAACCAGUAUGGAGAAUGGAGAAGAGCCUGUGCCUGGCAUUCAGGGGAAAGGCACAUCGGCAGAUCCAUAUGACGCUGGUAAUGCACCAAAAGGUGUCGCCGUCGAACAUGCGAUAGAUGACCCUGUGCGGGAUGGAAAAGCACAACAAGAAGAAAACAAGGGACUUAUCUCAGGUGGCCUAGUCCCUGGCAGUGGCAGCAGUACAGCUCCCGCUGGCGGUCAGGUCCAGGCAGCGGGUUUACAAAAACUGAAAACAAUUGUCCCAAAAAAAGAAUCCACUCUACAAGCAACUGUAUCUGAGACGAGAAUGCAAUCCACCAGCUCUCAACCCGGUGCCUCGUCUGGAAGUCCAAGCACUCCCGCUGGUUCCCUUGGAACUCCAGUGUCGCAAGUUGGCACCACUUCACCACCCCCACCACCCUCCGGUGGCAAUGGGAGCGGAACAACAUCAAUGGGAGCAGCCUCAUUACCACAAGGGCCUCCAGCGCCGGGAGAUGUUAGCCGUGGUUCCAAAAAUGGAACGUCCUACCACAUGCACAGCACGGGGUAUGCAGCUGAGGGGGGUGAUUUUGAUGCGAAGGAACCGGGGGCAGGCAAGGAGGCUGACAGACUGAUGGCAGAACACAACCAACAAGAUACUCGUCGCAAGGGGUAUGCCGCUGUGGAAGGAUCUCCUGGAAAUGAUGAGAGUUCCAGUAAGAAAAAUACAUCGCACCAUUUUCCACUAAAAAAUAAAAUGCAUAUUUGGAAACAUCGUUCGUAG
Messenger RNA from Paracoccidioides brasiliensis Pb18, 822 nucleotides. RefSeq lists its product as uncharacterized. The transcript is spliced from 4 exons. The record is from RefSeq and is a predicted model, not a curated record. Bases 1 to 822 code for a protein of 273 amino acids.